Molecule: messenger RNA, 2891 nt
Organism: Molossus molossus (Pallas's mastiff bat)
Lineage: Eukaryota; Metazoa; Chordata; Mammalia; Chiroptera; Molossidae
Gene: BROX
Product: BRO1 domain and CAAX motif containing
Exons: 13
Coding region: 351-1583 (410 amino acids)
Source: RefSeq, a predicted model, not a curated record
GUGGUAAACAGGAAGUGCACGCUCCGGGCUGGGGCGCCGCUCAGGUAGGCUCCUCUCGGGACCCGGGGCCCCCGGAGUGGGGGACCCUUGUCAGUGAUCGAGCCUCCACCCGGCUGUUGUACUGGUGGCUCACACUGGGGGGAACCUUUUUUCUGCCAAAGGCCGUUUGGAUAGUUAUAACAUCAUCCCCGAGCCAUACAGAAGUAUCAACUUAAAACAUUAGCCUGCUGUGUUUUCUCCGGCUAAUUUGGCGAGGCGUGUGAUGUUAGCUGGUAUUGAUUUCGGCGGAGGGCCAGACGUUCCCCACCCCUGCAAGGUACCCUUGCACCUGCGGGAAACAUUUGAAGAAAAUGACACAUUGGUUUCAUAGAAACCCAUUAAAAGCCACAGCUCCUGUUUCCUUUAACUACUAUGGCGUAGUCACUAGUCCUGCUGCUUCAAAAAUUUGCAGCGACUUGAGAUCAUCCAGAGCGCGGCUGCUUGAAUUGUUCACUGAUUUGAGCUGUAAUCCAGAAAUGAUGAAGAGUGCAGCAGAUUCAUAUUUUUCACUUUUACAAGGUUUUAUAAAUUCAUUGGAUGAAUCUAGCCAAGAAAGUAAGUUACGAUAUAUUCAAAAUUUCAAGUGGACCGAUACAUUACAAGGACAGAUUCCAAGUGCCCAGCAGGAUGCUGUUUUUGAAUUAAUUUCCAUGGGAUUUAAUGUAGCUUUGUGGUACAGCAAAUAUGCCUCAAGACUGGCUGGGAAAGAGAACAUAACAGAAGAGGAAGCAAAAGAGGUCCAUCGAAGCCUGAAAAUUGCAGCUGGAAUUUUCAAACAUUUAAAGGAAAGCCAGAUCCCAAAGCUCAUCACACCUGCAGAAAAGGGGAGAGAUUUGGAAGCGCGUCUGCUGGAAGCUUACCUCAUCCAGUGCCAGGCCGAAGCCCAGGAAGUAACAAUUGCUCGCGCAAUCGAGCUGAAGCAUGCUCCCGGGCUCAUAGCUGCGCUGGCCUAUGAAACAGCCAAUUUCUAUCAAAAAGCUGAUCAUACUUUAUCCAGUUUGGAGCCAGCAUACUCUGCUAAAUGGAGAAAAUACCUUCUCUUGAAAAUGUGCUUCUACACAGCUUAUGCUUACUGUUACCACGGUCAGACUUUGCUGGCCAGUGAUAAAUGUGGUGAAGCAAUCAGGUCUCUCCAAGAAGCAGAAAAAUUCUAUGCAAAGGCAGAAGCAUUAUGCAAAGAAUACGGGGAAACCAAAGGACCUGGACCAACAGUCAAGCCUUCAGGACACUUGUUCUUUAGGAAACUUGGAAAUCUUGUGAGGAAUACCCUAGAAAAAUGUCAGAGGGAGAAUGGGUUCAUCUACUUCCAGAAAAUUCCAACAGAAGCCCCACAACUGGAACUCAAAGCAAAUUAUGGCCUCGUAGAGCCUGUGCCUUUCGAAUUUCCUCCUACAAGUGCGCACUGGACCCCAGACACGCUGGCUGCAUUUGACCUCACGAAAAGGCCCAAGGACGACAGUACCAAGCCCAAACCGGAAGACGUGAAACCGGUGAAAGAACCAGACAUCAGGCCUCAGAAGGACACGGGGUGCUCCGUCUCCUAAGAUGCGCUCGUGCACUGGAGUCUCUCUGCUAGUGUAAAGAUGCGUGUGGGCCUGUCCUCAGUCCACAUGGCUUGAAGUGAUUUCUCUGAAGCCUGUAGAGUAAUUUAGUACAUUCAGAGGGGAUCUUGAGUUCAGUUGUUCUAGAUGUUUAAUCUUCUGGAAGACGUUUCACGCUCUGUUCCCACACUCCUUUUUAACCAGGACAACACGGGGAAGACUUCUGCCUCUGAAGAGUGUAGGUGAGGGUUGGGUUUUGUUUUGGGGUUUUUUCCCCCCGAGCUCUGGGUAGUUAUGUUACAGGUUAAUAUAGUAUAGGCCAGACUCGGGUAUGUUUUUCUCUCCACAAAAAGCUUAUUUUCCUUCCAUUUAUUUGAUACCAGAAGAAUGACGAGUCUGUUUUCGGCAGGCAUUUUUCUCUUCACCAUCUUGUUAAUUGAAGCACAGACUAAUGUUCUGAGUUAGUUCUCUUUUCCGGAAGGGGGAAAAGUCACUUAUAGUUAAAGAUCAGAGAACUUGUCUACCCAAUCACUUACGUACGUUCGUGUCCAGAACUCACGCAGAAAUCAGUGUCUGUGGGGCGUGGAGACUGGGUGGGAACUGACUCCUGUCCCUGCGUUUGUUUCAGCCUCAGCGAACCCACAGGGCUUUACGGCCCUUUCUUGUGGGUUUCACUCCGAGGACAACUUGGUAGCAGCUCGGAAUGUCUCCAUGUGAAGGGAGACGGGAUGAAAGGGUUUUGAAGUUGCAUGAUAUCAAGGAAAACUAGAAACCUAAAGGAGAUGGUUGUCCUGAAUUACACUGGUGACUCUGCUUUGUUAGAGAAGUUAGAGUAAAAUGCUUUUGUUACCUGAUUUCUGUGCUUUGUUUUUAUAUGGUUUUCUCAUACACAGAUACCGUCAGAACUGUAUUGCUUUAGGCCAAAGGCCAUAGCAAAAACUUCAUAGAGCAACAGAUACAGUAUGAUCUCAAAAAUAGCUUGUAAUAUUUAAAACAGUUCUGUAUAUACACGAACUUGGGAUAUAUUGGAUGCACAUACGUUAACAAAAGUCAUAACAUCUGUAGGGUAUUCUUUUGAUUAUUCUCCUGGGGCAUUAGCUAAUUUUUCUAUUAUAAAUGGAUUGACUCGCUUAAUAAAAAUAAUAAAAGUAGUGUAUAUUGAGAGCUAACUGUGCGCCAGACACUGCACUGAGCACUUACACAGAUAAACCUUUGAAUCCACGCAGCAGCUCAGAAACAAGAUCUGCAUGAAGUGUCGAAAUAGGAAUAAACAUUUCAUUUUGAAGAAUGAAUAGAUUAUGCCUGUCUGAA